Molecule: messenger RNA, 1517 nt
Organism: Cajanus cajan (pigeon pea)
Lineage: Eukaryota; Viridiplantae; Streptophyta; Magnoliopsida; Fabales; Fabaceae
Product: Nucleotide/sugar transporter family protein
Source: RefSeq, a predicted model, not a curated record
UUGUCUUUUUCUUUUUUCAUCAUGAAUUUGAAAAACCCCUCCUUGAAGAAUGUCAAUUUUCUGUUUUCCCAGAGACACCAACAUACAUUGAUUGUAAUCUAAGCAACAAUAACAUGGGCUAUUGAUUCAUAUUUAUGUGACCUGUUUAUGUAAUUAGUAUAGAAUCGUGCCUAGCAUUUUGUUUGAAUAUGUGAUCCAAGUCCAUGAAUAGGCCAGAUUGUUAUGGGGUGGUUGGAUUCUCUUUUGGGAGAAGAUGGGAGAAGGUUAUUUAAAAGGAAAGACAGUGAUGCUGGCGAUGCAGGUAGAGCACUGGAAGAACUCAGAGCUUCUCUCUACAAUGAGAUCCGAACCUCAGAAGGUGCCAAGCGUCAGCAGCAAAGAUAUUGUGGACCAUUGGUGGCACUGUCCUUCAACUUUAUGGUUGCAGUUGGGAUUAUCAUGGCAAACAAAUUGGUGAUGGGUAAAGUUGGCUUCAACUUUCCAAUUUUCCUCACAUUUGUACACUACAUCACUGCAUGGUUUCUGCUAGCCAUUUUCAAGGGUCUCUCAGUGCUUCCUGUGUCCCCUCCAUCCAAAACAACUCCAUUCUCAUCUUUAUUUGCACUUGGUGCUGUUAUGGCCUUUGCCUCUGGCCUUGCAAACACUAGUCUCAAGUAUAACAGUGUUGGUUUCUACCAAAUGGCUAAGAUUGCUGUCACCCCAACAAUUGUUUUUGCGGAGUUCAUUCUUUUUAGAAAAAACAUUUCCUUCCCAAAGGUUUUGGCUUUAGCUGUCGUGUCAGCAGGUGUAGCUGUUGCAACUGUAACAGAUUUGGAGUUCAAUUUAUUUGGUGCUUUAAUUGCAAUUGCUUGGAUAAUCCCAAGUGCCAUAAAUAAGAUUCUAUGGUCUGCUUUACAACAGCAAGGCAACUGGACAGCUCUGGCGUUGAUGUGGAAGACAACCCCCAUCACAGUUUUCUUCCUUGGGGCUUUGAUGCCAUGGAUAGAUCCACCAGGAGUUCUAUCCUUCAAGUGGGAUGUCAACAACUCAACUGCCAUUUUGGUAUCUGCUCUCCUUGGUUUUCUCUUGCAAUGGUCGGGUGCCUUGGCAUUGGGGGCUACUUCUGCUACAACUCAUGUUGUUUUAGGACAGUUUAAAACCUGCGUGAUACUGUUGGGAGGGUAUCUAUUAUUCGACUCAGAUCCUGGGGUUGUGAGCAUUGGAGGUGCUGUUGUUGCUCUUUCAGGGAUGUCAGUUUACACAUCACUGAAUUUGAACGAGUCUCAGGAAAAUACGAGCAAGCAACUCCCAAAGCAAAGUUCGCCUUCACCCAAACCCAAAUCAACAAGUGGAGACAGCACAGAUUUGAAUGUAAAUACUACCACUAGCACCAUUGUCUGAGUGAAUCAUAUAACAUUAAUACCAAACUAUUGAGGCACUCAUAUCUCCUCCAUUUUAGCAAUUCAGGUCUAAUUGUGCAGCGAGACUUGUUGUAUAGACAGAUCAGUCACAGUAAUUCAAUUACUGCAAAAUUUGUU